AUGAUACUCACUGGUGACGAUUAUGGAGAGCAAGAAAGAUUUAAAGGCUUGCUAGCCCAAGAAUUCGAGGUAAAAGAUCUUGGACCAAUGAAAUAUUUUCUAGGAAUGGAGGUUGCAAGAACAAAACAAGAAAUUGUUGUGCCUCAAUAUGUCCUUGAUCUACUCAAGGAAACAGGAAUGAGUAACUGUAAACCUGUGACAACACCAUUUGAACCAAAAGUUAGUCAAUACAUGCACAAUCCAUUCAAAGAACACUUGGAAGUUGUGUACAGAAUUUUACGCUAUCUGAAGAAAACACCAGAAAAUGGAUUGUUAUUUAAAAAGAAUGAGGAAAGAGGUGAUGAGACCUUCACAGAUGCAGAUUGGGCAGGGUCAAUUGAAGAUAGAAGAUCAACAACUGGAUAUUGUAAUAAAGUAUGA
Molecule: messenger RNA, 420 nt
Organism: Humulus lupulus (European hop)
Lineage: Eukaryota; Viridiplantae; Streptophyta; Magnoliopsida; Rosales; Cannabaceae
Exons: 2
Coding region: 1-420 (139 amino acids)
Source: RefSeq, a predicted model, not a curated record